Quercus robur (English oak) is the source of this 1026-nucleotide messenger RNA. RefSeq names its product ADP-ribosylation factor-like protein 8b. Bases 151 to 705 code for a protein of 184 amino acids. The transcript is spliced from 6 exons. Gene Ontology annotation, biological process: protein transport. Gene Ontology annotation, molecular function: GTP binding; GTPase activity. The record is from RefSeq and is a predicted model, not a curated record. Lineage: Eukaryota; Viridiplantae; Streptophyta; Magnoliopsida; Fagales; Fagaceae.
CGUUUCUAAUUUAAAUCGCGAGGGAAUUGAAAACAAAAAGAGCAAAAGCAAAAGCAAAAGUUUUCUCGUUUCUCAGAUCAUCAAAUUCGAAACCCUAAAUUUUCUUUUGGUUUAUUUUUGAUAUCACAUAUAUUUUUUUUCUCGUUCGCAAUGGGGAUAUGGGAUGCUUUUCUCAAUUGGCUACGAAGUCUCUUUUUCAAGCAAGAAAUGGAGCUGUCUUUGAUAGGCCUUCAGAAUGCUGGAAAAACAUCACUUGUAAAUGUUAUUGCAACUGGUGGAUAUAGUGAAGACAUGAUCCCAACGGUAGGAUUUAAUAUGAAGAAGGUAACUAAAGGAAAUGUCACAAUAAAGUUGUGGGAUCUUGGAGGUCAACCGAGGUUUCGCAGCAUGUGGGAGAGAUACUGCCGUGCAGUUUCUGCUAUCGUAUAUGUUGUGGAUGCUGCUGAUUACGAUAAUGUGCCUGUAUCAAGAAGUGAACUACAUGACCUGUUGAGUAAGCCAUCACUUAAUGGCAUUCCUUUGCUGGUACUUGGUAACAAGAUUGACAAACAAGGAGCUUUGUCUAAAGAGGGUCUGACAGAGCAAUUGGGGCUGAAGGACAUUACUGAUAGAGAAGUUUGUUGCUUUAUGAUUUCAUGCAAGAAUUCUUCCAACAUUGAUUCAGUCAUUGAUUGGCUUGUAAAGCAUUCAAAAUCAAUGAAUUGAUUCUCAGCUCCUGUACAUUUCAAUCUGUCAUUCAUGAAUACUGGAGACUGGAUGAAGCAAAUGGAAGUCACUUCUGCUGUUUUGUCUAACAGGGGUUAUUGAUCAGUCUGAUUAUCAUCUUUUUCUACUUGGCUUCAGUUACAUUAUUUAUUGUGUUGGUUAACAUCUUGGGUUUUGCUGCAGAGUUGUCUUGAUGUUGGAACACGGUGAUUUUUAUUUCUUGUAUAUAUUUUGAUUGGUGUGUAUUUUAAUGUAAACAUUGAAUUUUUUUUGUGCGCUUUUGAAUGGAAUAGUGGCUUAAUGUAUUCAGCUCUGGACGAA